UUGAACGCAAAAGGAUUUUUUAUUUUUGUUGGUUGCAUCAAAGGCCAGCAACAAGGACAAGAGUUGAACAAAGCUUUGUUGGGUCAACGAGCAAGUUUCAACCUUGUCCUCCCAAAACAUAAACAUUGAACACCUCUUGUUUUUUUAUUGAAAAAGAUUUGAAGACAGAUGAAAUUGACUGGAAUUUAAACUUUUCGACCACCACCAACGUUUACUGCACACAUUAUUGGCACCCACCAAAAUUCUAGCGGGCCGAUAUUUGUAGCUAUUCAAACAACAAGACCGCUUUCCAUCUGAUAUUUUUCUGCAAAACGAAAUUCAUUAAUGGACUCGCGGUCGUCCGUCGUCAGUUGGCCAGCGACAUACAGCAUGCUCCCGUAUCCAAACGGAUACGAUGGGCAGCAGUACAACAGCCAUCCAAAUGGCAUAGCGUAUCCACCUCACACAUCCCACGUCCCAUCCUACUACGACCCCCACCUAUCCUAUGACCCCCACGCUUCCUACGACCCCCGCGCUUCAUAUGCGGCCUCAUAUGAUAUAUCCCAGCCAUCAUCACCCACCACACCGCAAAACACUCUUUCACUCGCAGAAUUCUACGCUCGGUUUAUAGACAGGAGGGUUCCACCUGUUUCGACACUGCAUGGGUCAUGUCUGGAUUACCUCACAUCCGCCCGUCUCUCACCAAAGGACGCUCAAAUAUGGGACUGCGAAACAGGGAUGGUAGUGGCGUUGAGUGAGCGUGGUCAAAGGAUUUUGGAAGAUUUUGGGGAAAUGAAACGACGACGGUCGGCUGUGAUUGUUUUGCAAAAAGUGUGGAGAGGGUAUUGUGCUCGAAAGCGGGUGAAUGAGAUGAAAAAGGGGAUGGGUACUGGGCGGUCGGCGUCACCUGUGGAUAACAAAAUGGAUGAACGGCGUGUGUCGAGACGGGUUACCAAUCUCCGCAGGCAUUUGCAGAGGGUGUCUGUUGCGUACAGGGAGAUUUUGUUGAGGGAUGGAUUACAGGCGGGUACAUCAACUCCAUCGCCAAAGGAGAUUGAGUUUAUGAAGCUCUUGAAUUCGGAGCAGACUUUUCGAUUAUCCGCUCAUCUGUCGAUUUUGGCGGCAGGUGGGUCAGUGGGUGCAGAUGAGGAGGCCAAAAGGCGAGAGGAUGCGCGAAUGUCAGUGUUGGGGGGUCCCCUUGGACAAAAAACGCCGGCCCAAAUCUACCAAGAGUACGGUCCGCGUGUCGUUGAAUGGUUACGUGGUACACUAUCCCUCCCGGCCGAUGCACCCGGGGACAUUAUGACACUCCUCCAAACCGGCGAUGUCCUCUGCCAUUUAGCUUGUAAACUCUACCCAAGAACCCAAUGUCAACUCUUGACCAAAGGCCCCGAAUUCACUGUACACAAAAUUAUCUUUUUUCUGGAAUUAUGCAAAACGGUGGGCGUGAAACCAAAGUACCUCUUUUCCGUCGCGGACAUUUUGAUGGGUGUCGACGGGGACCCGAGUCGACGGGCUGGGUUGACUGUCUUGAGAACCGUUUGCGCACUUGAACGACAGGCGAGACGACAGGGUUGGGAUGGACCGGUUAUUAUCCUCAAAGAGGAGGAUGAGGAUGGUCGGAGACGGUCGAAAAGGGCAUCAAGGAGUCGAGCACGGUCUAGAUCGAAUAGCAAUAGCAUGAUGGCGAGGGAUGAGCAGCGAAUGUCCAGACGGCCGAGUGGGGAGUCGCUUUAUUCAAUGUACGCGUAUCGAUGGAGUCGACCUGCUGCUCCAACUGAUACACUCGUUCAAGUACAAGAAACAGAACAACCAACACACGAAGCAGAACCUUCUGAUCAUGCAGGACUUUCCGAAGACGUUUUAGCUCUUAAAUACCAAAAACACCUUAGUGUCAUGUCGGCUGAUCCGCGUCCUAGUACACCUACUUCCCCUCCCGCUUCCGACUCCUCAUCCCACAUCAACCACACACGCACCCCUUCCCACUCCUCUGACACAACAGUGAUUGUUACCCGCGAUGAAACCCACCUUGAAAAAAGUGAUGCGGGGUCAACUUACGAUGAUCACUCGUUUCGUGCCGUGUCAAACAACAAUUUAACGCCGCCCGCUUCACCCCCACCUUCGGAAGCGACAGACGUGACUACUGAUGAACAUUUUGAAGAGGUGUCUAAAAAGGCUUUGAUGAAAAUGCAGUUGAUAAAGAGGAAAAAGAGGGAAGGAGGAAUUAAGCAGUUGGUUUUGAGUGAGGAACACUAUGUACACAAUCUAACUGUCAUCAAUUCUUAUGGCGCAACAUUGCUUCAAGAGCGCAAGGCAUAUAUUCGACAUGUUCGCAAAACCCUUUCAGAUGGGACAGUCUCAGAUUCAAUGGAUUCGGAUGCUACUAGCGCCAACACACCACCACCUACCAUCGAUCCCGCGUCCUCACUCGCACGUCUGGCGGGGGAAGACGACAAAACCUACCUGACCCGCCUCCAAAACGAAACAAACGACUACAUUGCCCUCUACACCGUCAUGCAAAGUCUGCUUUCCCUACACGAAGAUUUACUAUCAGCUCUCCGAAGAGCAACAAUCCCCCCACCCACCGCAGAUCCCGAACUCGAAUCUUUAAAAAUCGGACACCCCUUUCUCCACUUUUCUAGCGCGUUAACGAGGCCGUAUAUUACCUACGCAGUCCUCACGACCGCUGACGCGCCUCAUCGACUUGGAAUUUUAAGCUCUAAAAGUACCGCGCGGGAUCGGACAUUGUUUGUAGAGCAUAUGCAGGCGAAUUUUAAAGGUAAAGACCGGCAUCCGGUUCUUACGAUUUCGACGGAACGGGAAUGGAGGCAUCAUUUGUUGAGACCUCUUCUCCGGCUCAAACAGUACAGUAAAUUGUUGGCGGAUGUUGGACGUGGUAUCCACGUGGUGGGGGUUGAAGAAGAGGAUGUGCGGCGUGAUGAGAGGCUGUGUCUUAUGGCGGGAUUGAAAAUAGAGGCAUUGGUACAGAGUGUGGAAAGUGGAUUAGGGAUUGAUAUUUGAGCUGUUAUUAUUUUUGAGCUGUAGUUUUGUAGUUUUUUUUGGUUGAUUGUAUUGACUUUAUCCUGAUGACAUGGGGUCUAUUGUAGUGUGCAAUAUAGAUUUUCUUUCAUGGUUCAGUUACCGUAUACGAGGCAUCUCAUCAUCACACAUUUUCAACAUAAUACUAAUGACAUCUCGC
This is a messenger RNA of Spizellomyces punctatus DAOM BR117, 3178 nucleotides long. RefSeq lists its product as uncharacterized. Gene Ontology annotation, molecular function: guanyl-nucleotide exchange factor activity; protein binding. Lineage: Eukaryota; Fungi; Chytridiomycota; Chytridiomycetes; Spizellomycetales; Spizellomycetaceae. The coding region runs from base 325 to 3000 and encodes 891 amino acids. The record is from RefSeq and is a predicted model, not a curated record. The transcript has 4 exons.